UAAACGUACUGUUACAGGCAUUAUGUCGCAACAAACUAAUUUCCGCUCCACAAAAAUGUUGCCGUCGAAACAGUAUUUUGUUGGUCUCGAAUAUGGCAACUCCCCACAAUGUUCCGUUAUUUUUACGAUUAUUAGCGUCGCAGCAUUCAUUGAAUUAAUUUUCUUUAUAAAAUACAGAUCCAGGAUAAGAAUAUGUUGGAAAUUAUAUAAACAGUGCUACAGAAUGAAUGUAAUACCGUCGCUAGAGUUGAUUACAGAUGGUGAAAAAGAAGUGGAACAGCAAUCUAUGAAACCAGAAGGACGUCGAUUACGUAGCAGAAGCGUUUCCAUCAAUUCCUCGUCUGGAACCCCAACCAAGUCUCCAACACUGUUUAUCAAUUUGGAUGACGUUGAAACACCAACAAAAACAAAGUAUACCAAAACUCGAUCAUCAGUUGCGAAGAGAAGAUUCUCGGAAAACUUGAAUAGCAAUGAAGAAGCACAUAGUGCCACAGGUGGUCGUCGCCAGCGUUCUUCUUCAUCAUGUUGUACAUUUCUUAAGGCCGAUACUUCCUUUGUAGCUCAACAAGUUACUACGUCCACUAGUCAAGAACAAGCAUCUACCGUCGAUGUCGAUGUACAUGUCAUAUACGGAACCACUUCAAGUUGUUUGCUGAAUGUGAACAAACAAAAAGUGAUGGCAUCGUCUAAACGUAAGAAGAAGUCGCAUAAUACCGAUAGUAUGGUUACAUCAACUGAACCUGGCUGUUCAGAUACAGCUGCUGUUGAUCAGCGUACUUUUGUGGUGCCGGAAACGCCUCCAAAGAAAGUUAAAAAUCCUAAGAUCAAAAUAGAAAAAUUGAAAACUUUGAAGAAUGCUAGAGGAAAACUUGAGCUAAAUAGUCCAAAUGAAAAGAUAAAUAGGCGGGUGGUAAGCAAACGCCUUGCCAAGAAAACAACAAAUAACGAAACGACAUCUCGGUCAACACAAACAGAAAUAACCAUUAAGCUACCAUGUCCAAGCUUUAUGGACAUUGGUGAAUGUCCCAUACAAAUAAUGUGUCCCUAUUUACACUCCGAAUUUCCGUGUAAAUACUUUUGUAUGGGUUUGUCAUGUCCCAACGGUGAUACUUGUCAAUUUCAGCACAAUUCUGAAUUAAAUGACAGCAUGAAGAAUGCGUUAAGGUAUCACAUAAUGCAGUUGUUAUUACAACCAUCUGAAAACGGUGAAUUGGAUUUUAUACAGCAAAUCAAUAAAGAUGAAGUUUUCAAAUUUUUGAAUAUCUUCAAUAAUGAAACGAGUUUUGAUCAGCCAUUUCACUUGGCAAUGAAAGAUCAAGAAGAAAUUAUUAAAAAGCUUACAGUGGAAUCGACGACACAACAUGAAUUGUCAGAAUCACAAGAACUAGCCUUCUUAACACCUCAUCAGCGGAAGCUUUUGUAUGAUUAUAGAAUCACUACAAGAGAUCGUCUUAUGUGCCUUAGCUUGAAGCAAUUACAUGAUUUGAAUAUAAUUCAUGGUAAUUACGUAUUUGAUUUGAUAGAAACUAUCAAUAGGAACAAAGAAAAUGAAAGGGCACAACAUAUAAUCGAUGAAAAUCAUUCCAUGGUUGCCUCGGAAGAGGUUAUUGAAAUUGAUGACGAAGACUCCAGAUUGAUUAUUGAUGAAAACGGAGCAGAGAUUCAUAGUGUACCCGAGACAACUGGAAAUAAUAACAUUGAGCCAGACAAUUUGGAUGAGGGAUGCCAUUUGAUACGCGAAUUAGAUGCAAAGAAUCCAGAAAUUCCUCAAGUCAAAGAUGACACAAUAAUAAAGAAUGACACAAUAACCGCAUCUAAUCAUACUUUAAAUAACGACUGUAUUGUCCUGCAUGAGGACAAUUCAAAAAUGACCGAUGACCAAAUUCUUACUUCAGAUAACAUUGAAACCCAGUUUGAUGUGGCAAAUGAAACUGUGGAUGAUUUUACCGAGCAAGAUGAACGUGUAUUAGUUGUUUCACCAAUACCAAGUGAAAAAGAAAAUUGCAAUAGUAAUGAUAAGAAUUGCAUGGCUGAUCCAGUAGAGUUAGUCUCUAACGAGUUAAACAAUUCGGUUAGUUACAAAAAUGAGAAAACUAUGCCUAACUCUAGCGAAAAAGAUGAACUUUUAGUAGACUGUGUAUUAAGCCCAUGCGAACAGCAAACAAUUGAUGAAUUUAUUGUUCCAAGACUACAAGAAGAGACGGAAGACGACCUACACGAAGAUGUUGCAUCUCCACCAUAUGAAAACAUUUCCCAAUCUACGGAAAGUGCUUUGCAAACAGAUGUUUGUAAUGUCACACCAAUAGGUAACGGAAGAUGCCGUUUAAGGUCUGAUCCUAGAAUAAAAAAUCUGGCUGCUCCUCAUAGUCAGCCAUCAGACGAAAGCAAACCAUUUUUAUCCGUGGAUUAUAAACCGCGGAAACUAAAAAUUCAUAAAAGAAAAGACCAUCAAGCAAAUAAUAAUCGGAAAAGCGAUUGCGAAAAAGAUUUGGAAGAAACAAGUUCCAAAGAAAUAAUAGUCAUAAAAGAUGCCAACGAAAAUUCCCUGCAGGUUGAAUUAAAAAAUGCAGCAGAUAAUGUAGAAGCUAUGAUGUCAGCGCUAUACAACGACGAAGUUCAAAACGAUGAUAACGUGACCACAGAAUAUUCUAUCCAAGAGGAUCUUUCCAGUGACGUAGAUAGUAAUGAUCUGACAAUACACAAAAUAACUCAAACAACAAAGGGUCGUGGUAAGAACGAACGUAGCAAAAUUGUUACGGUAAAGAUGACAGCAGGUCUGCCAAAAAUAAAACGAUUAAAAUCGACUAAAAAUAUUACUAUAACAAAGGCAAAUGUUAAACGGCGUGUGUCAUUUGAUAUACAUACCGACACCACAGGACAAACUCAGAAACAGAUUAUUGUUACCAACAACAAGUGCCAAAGAGGAAAAAAGAGAGUAGGUCCUAUAAAUGAUAAGGUAGACGACACAUGUGUGACAACUCCCGAAAAAAUAAAGAAAAUUGAUUCUUCCAAUAACAGGGAAACAAUGAAGGAUAAAUCAACUAAUAACAAGAAUGAGGAUUUUGAUGAUAUAAGUACCACGGACUACAAUUCUUCGAGUGAUGAAAGACAACAGUCAAAAUCAAAACUUCAACAUGAACAAUACCAUAAAUCCCAAAAGCAAUCCUGCCAAUCAACAGAGACUGAUGAAGAGAAUUUAUGUUUGCAAAAUGAGGAAAAUAAAAAGUCAAGAAAAACUGUUACAAGCAACAAGGAAGACGAACAUAAACAACAUGGUCCUACAUCAUCCAAAUCGAAUAAUAAAUCGUGCUAUGAAGUGAAUUUACGUUCAUCGGAACAUGUGAUUGAUAACAAACAAGGGUCGCUCCAAGGAAAAAACGUACACCUUAUCACAAGCGAAGGUGCUAUUGUUAAGUACGAUGCUGCUUCCAAUAAUGAGAAUAUCGAACAGGAAAAUGACAAUGUUGAAUAUUAUAAAUACUCGACAGUGUAUGCCAAAAUAUCCACUAAAAAGAUGCCAAAACUCCAAGUCGACUUUGAAAAAACACCACACAACGUAACACCAAUAGCUUCACCAACUUAUGAUAACUUUGAAACCAUUGCUAGUCCAUCACCUGUAAGGUCGGAUGAUACAAGGGGACUGUUGGUUGCCACCACCGAUUAUCUGUGUGAAGAAAUUGAUGCGCGUUUAACAUUUCCGUAUAUGCCAUACAUUCUAUAUGAAGUAGAUUUAUCCGGUCUAACUGUAAAUAAGCCAAAUAAUAUUGAUAAACUAGUGAAGACCACCUAUUUGGAUCCAAGGAUAUUUCGACGUGAUACGAAGGCCAUAGGAAGUAACAUUAUCCAUCAUCGUCAAACCCAACCUCAAGCAGCGACUUCUAUGUCUUAUGAACAACCAAUAACGAUGACACCAACAGCCGUACCUACCACGCCAACUUACCCCACAUUUUCCCACAAUGAUCCACGAAAUCGUACAGUGCAUCAGGCAAAUUCAAUUCAUGCACAAAAGUCCAUGGUGUCUUAUAAUUCAAAUCCAUCCUUGUCGUCCGCCCCAGUCCCAACAUUGGGUGCAAUGCAGCCUUACAUGCCCACAUCAUCUCCGGCUACCAUAGAUAUGGUAACCACUCAAAUAAAAACACCAAAUAUGAUUUUAUAUGAAAGUAUUCAGAGCUCCACCUGGUAUCAUAACCUAGCAAGUUCUCAGAAAAUGCAAGUAAAUCAAACAGUUACCCAUUUGAUAAGCGCUUUAAAUAGUUUUCAAAGGGAACGACGUUUGUAUCCCACCUUAGUUUUUGACAUUUUCAAACUUGAAAAUGCCAUUGAACUCUUGGACAUAAUGAAAAAUUUGGGAUUGGCAAUAGACAUGGAUGGUAAUAUUAUUAAGCAACAAGUCGUUGUUCCAAGUUUUGCAGAUGAUUCAUGCCAGGCUAAACGGGCCACGCAACAACCUUGCAAUGCCACCUACAGCUUUAUACAACAAGUUUUAGCUCCUUCAGCACAAUGUCCAUCCAUGUCACGAAUGUGUAAUUCCCAUGUUCAUGAGCCAUUCCUUAGCUGUUAUGUUCAAACACCAAAACCGGCAGUCCCAACAUGCUGUGGCCAUAAGCAUCAGCAUCAAGAAGAACCAGUACAACAAUGUGCGGUGGAGAACCCACCGUCGGAGGAUAAUAAUAAUGACAAUCGUCGGUUUGGUGGAAACAACAAUAACAAUCAAUUUAGAAGACCCUACAAUCAGAAUCAAUCUCAGAAACCGUAUAACAAUAAUCCCAGAUAUAACAACCCCAGAUUUGUCAAGCCAUCGUAUGGUGGGGGAGCUGGAGGGGAUUCAAAUUCCCCUAACGAAACAACAUCGCCACAAUCACAAUACAAUGGUGGCGGUUUUGGUGGCGGAGGAGGACGUUUUAAUCGACGAGGACAAUAUAACAAUAACAGUGGUGGUGGUGGAUGCGAAGGAGAUUCUUGGUCAUCUUCUACAAACUCUUUUAACAAUAACCGAAAAUUAAAUAGAAACAACUUCCAUAAGAAUUCAAACUUUGAAAAUAAUAACAAUACAUCACCCGGAAGAUCAAAUUCAUCUUCAGGAGGAGGAGGAUUUGAUAAUGAUUCGAAAUGUGUGUCACCACCACCGAGGACACCGCCACGUUCAUCCUCACCACGACCGCCAAUAUCGACCUCACCAGUUCUAAGCUCACCCGUAAAGCAAAAGCCCCAAGUCAGCACUGACGAAGAGUGUUGGGAUUGAACAAAUAACGGCAACAUUUUGAAUUGUAAUAAUUCAUAUUCAUAUAAUUUUCGUUGAAAAAAAAAAAUAUAUAUUUCCAAUUUAAACGUACUUUAAAGAAAAAGUAUAAGAUUAUCAAUAAUUUUAAUUUAUUUUUUUUUAACUUUCCAAACAAAUUUUUUUAAACUUGAAUUAAACAAAUAUCGUCUUUAUGUUCCUUUAAUUUGUUUUUGCUUAUGAAUAAAAAGCAUUUAUUUUAAAUACACAAAA
Musca domestica (house fly) is the source of this 5491-nucleotide messenger RNA. RefSeq lists its product as uncharacterized. NCBI's taxonomy places the organism in Eukaryota, Metazoa, Arthropoda, Insecta, Diptera, Muscidae. The record is from RefSeq and is a predicted model, not a curated record. The transcript is spliced from 10 exons. Bases 23 to 5242 code for a protein of 1739 amino acids. Gene Ontology annotation, molecular function: metal ion binding.